Molecule: messenger RNA, 909 nt
Organism: Adineta ricciae
Lineage: Eukaryota; Metazoa; Rotifera; Eurotatoria; Adinetida; Adinetidae
Source: the annotation of a GenBank genome assembly
AUGGAUAUUUUCAAUGAUUCACUAAAUGUCCGUCGUAAUGAAACGGUUUGCUGUCUGAUUGGUUUUGGUAUUGGUGUCGGUUGCUGUAUUCUAUAUCGAUUGAUAUCAAAUUUUUUGACGCCUUCGAUCAAUAUUAUCCCAAGCCAGAAUGUCAAAACGUCGAUGCCAUCGAUUGCAGAGCGCAAACGCGAACGUUCGCUAAGUAUUAAAUAUGAAGAAGAGAAUCGUGAACGAAGUAACACGAAUGCAGACGAAAUGACUUGGUCAGAAAUGUCAUCAUCAUUGAGUACUGUCAAUCUACUUCAUGAUUCGUACCAUUCCAAUUCAUUGACGGGAGAUUCGGGCGUGGAUUGUCCGGAAAUUCCAAUACGAAAUCACCAUGUACACCACGAUGAUGAAACACGAAAAUAUGAUUCCGAUUCCGGAAUUCAUCAUGAUACACAGAAAGUGACUGAAACUCAAAUGAUGUCCUACAUAUCGACAGAAAAGGGCUUAGAACGUGCAUUGGAACAAACGAGUCGAUUCUACACUGAUCUAGAACACAUUGCACUCGAUCUUGGCACAUUAACAAAACGGUAUUCACACUCAGAAUCAUCGUUAGUUCGUCCAUCGAUCGAUGCAUUGGACUGGGAUUGGCUUGAUGAUAUGCAUUCACCAACAGUUCAAUCACCUAAAACAAUCUCUCGUAAGCAUCACUGUCUUCGUUCGAGUAAUAAAUCGAAACUCCGGCGAAGGAUCAACAUGAAUAUGAAUCAAACAGAGUACAACGAAUCCGAUCAAGAAAAUCGUUCAUUCGAUCUUUCAACUUCACCGCUAAGACGAAGACACAGUUCAGUCUACUUUGGUUCAACUGAUAAUUCAAGUGAUGAAGAUAACGGCGGAAAUGAAACUUUACAAAUCAAAUCCUAG